Molecule: messenger RNA, 2421 nt
Organism: Neomonachus schauinslandi (Hawaiian monk seal)
Lineage: Eukaryota; Metazoa; Chordata; Mammalia; Carnivora; Phocidae
Gene: RNPEP
Product: arginyl aminopeptidase
Exons: 11
Coding region: 57-2000 (647 amino acids)
Biological process (GO): proteolysis
Molecular function (GO): zinc ion binding; metalloaminopeptidase activity
Source: RefSeq, a predicted model, not a curated record
GCAGUCGGCGGAGCCGGUGGGCUUUUCCCGUAGUUCCUCAACGGCUCUGCGGGACGAUGGCGAGCGACGCGUCUCCGAGCGCGCCUCCGCGGCCGCUGCACUCAGCGCAGGCCGUGGACGUGGCCUCGGUCUCCAAUUUCCGGGCUUUCCAGAUGCUGCACUUGCACCUGGAUCUGCGGGUCGAGUUCGGGCCUCCGGGGCCGGGCCCCGGGAGCCGGGGUUUGAGCGGCACGGCAGUCCUGGAGCUGCGUUGCUUGGUGCCCGAGGGCGCCACCGAGCUGCGGCUCGACUCGCACCCGUGCCUCGAGGUGACGGCGGCGGCGCUGCGGCGGCAGCGGCCCGGCCUGGAGGAGCCGCCCUCUGAGCCCGUGCCCUUCCACACGCAGCCCUUCUCGCACUACGGCCAGGCCCUGUGCGUGGCCCUCCCGCAGCCCUGCCCGGCCGGCGAGCGCUUCCAGCUUCUGCUCACCUACCGCGUCGGGGAGGGACCCGGGGUUUGCUGGUUGGCUCCUGAGCAGACAGCAGGAAAGAAGAAGCCUUUUGUCUAUACCCAGGGUCAGGCUGUCCUGAACCGGGCCUUCUUCCCUUGCUUCGACACUCCUGCAGUGAAAUGCAAAUAUUCAGCACUUAUUGAGGUCCCAGAUGGCUUCACAGCUGUGAUGAGUGCUAACACCUGGGAGAAGAGAGGUCCAAAUAAGUUCUUCUUCCAGAUGUGUCAUCCCAUCCCUGCCUAUCUGAUAGCUUUGGCCAUCGGAGAUCUGGUUUCGGCUGAAGUUGGACCCAGGAGCCGGGUGUGGGCUGAGCCCUGCCUGAUCGAGGCUGCCAAGGAGGAGUACAACGGGGUGAUAGAAGAAUUUCUGGCCACAGGAGAGAAACUUUUUGGACCCUACGUUUGGGGAAGGUAUGACCUGCUCUUCAUGCCACCAUCCUUUCCGUUUGGAGGAAUGGAGAACCCUUGUCUGACCUUUGUCACCCCCUGCCUGCUGGCAGGGGACCGCUCUUUGGCCGACGUCAUCAUCCACGAGAUCUCCCACAGUUGGUUCGGGAACCUGGUCACUAAUGCCAACUGGGGUGAAUUCUGGCUCAAUGAAGGUUUCACCAUGUAUGCGCAGAGGAGGAUCUCCACGGUCCUCUUCGGCUCUGCUUACACCUGCUUGGAAGCUGCAACUGGCCGGGCUCUGCUUCAGCAGCACAUGGACAUCACUGGCGAGGAACACCCGCUCAACAAGCUCCGCGUGAAGAUCGAACCAGGUGUGGACCCAGAUGAUACCUACAACGAGACUCCCUACGAGAAAGGCUUCUGCUUUGUCUCAUACCUGGCCCACUUGGUGGGUGAUCAGGAUCAAUUUGACAAUUUUCUCAAGGCCUAUGUUAAUGAAUUCAAAUUCCAAAGUAUCUUAGCCGAGGACUUUCUAGAAUUCUACUUGGAAUACUUCCCUGAGCUGAAGAAAAAGAAUGUGGAGUCCAUUCCAGGUUUUGAGUUUGAUCGGUGGUUGAAUACCCCGGGCUGGCCCCCCUACCUCCCUGACCUCUCCCCUGGGGACUCACUUAUGAAGCCCGCUGAAGAGCUGGCCCAGCUGUGGGUGGCCAAGGAGUUGGACAUGAAGGCCAUCGAAGCUGUGGCCAUUUCUGCCUGGAAGACCUACCAGCUGGUGUAUUUCCUCGAUAAGAUCCUCCAGAAAUCCCCUCUCCCUCCCGGGAACGUGGAGACCCUCAGAGAGACAUACCCAAAGAUCUCAGACUCCCAGAACGCGGAGCUCCGGCUCCGAUGGGGCCAGAUUGUUCUUAAGAAUGACCACCAGGAGGAUUUCUGGAAAGUGAAGGCAUUCCUGCAGAGCCAGGGGAAGCAGAAGUACACUCUUCCGCUGUACCACGCAAUGAUGGCUGGCAGCGAGGUGGCCCAGACCCUUGCCAAGGAGACCUUCGAGGCCACUGCCCCCCAGCUCCACAGCAAUGUAGUCAACUACGUCCAGCAGAUCGUGGCACCCAAGGGCAGUUAGAGGCUCUGGGCCGGGCUUCUGCCUCUUCAGACUUUGCAGGCUUUCAGAAUACUGUUCCUAAAUUCCAGUUCUCCAGUCAAAUUCCUGAAGUUUACACACCCUUGGGGAAAUCUGGUCUCUGGGCUUGGUGUCUGUGACUCUUGGGCCUCUGCUCUGGUGGAAACUUCUCUGGACCAGCAAGUCCUAAGACCAGAGAACCUUCCACAGCUCUCUGCUGGCUUUGGUGAGGGCGGGCAGUCUUCUCCCUCCUCCCUGCUGUCUGGGAAGAUCAGAGAUUUUCUUAUGCCUCCCUUCCCCUCUUUUUUCCCUCCCCUUUUCUUUUCUUUUCUUCUUUUCUGAUUCUUGAAGUACUAUGCAAAGGGCUGCAUUCUGGUAAUUCAUUUUUUCAGGUUUAAUCUUUAUUUUAAUAAAUAUUUUUAAA